Molecule: messenger RNA, 1933 nt
Organism: Ostrea edulis (European flat oyster)
Lineage: Eukaryota; Metazoa; Mollusca; Bivalvia; Ostreida; Ostreidae
Product: UPF0047 protein YjbQ-like
Exons: 7
Coding region: 474-950 (158 amino acids)
Source: RefSeq, a predicted model, not a curated record
UUUUUUUUUAUCUAAAGGUUUAUUUUGCAACUUACAGAUAAAAAUUUUCAGUUUCAGCUAGGUGCCUGCGCGCUGAUCAAUAUCAUAACGCGAAGUUUGAUACGACAAAAGAUAACAUUUGAGUGUCGUUAUUGACACUCUAGAUAAAAUGGAAAUCUAAGAAAACCCUUUUUUUCUGUAAAAAAUGUCAAUGUUACAGGCCGCGAAAUUCGCGAAAGUCUUGAGUAAAAUAUUAUCAAACAACUUUGUCCCUCAUCGAAAUGUAUAUACUAGAUCUAGAUAUCUAUAUAAAAAUAAUUGUACCGUUGGAAAAUAAAUCGGUAUAUCAAAGAGAGAAAGGGAUGAUCUAGUCAAAUAGACGGAAAAAGCCAAAUUAUCCACAGGCUGAAUUAAAACAGGUAUGGAGUAUUCUACCCAUUUGGCAACCCCCAGUGCGUGAUCUCUGUCAUUCAGACGUUUGAAUAUAACCCGAAAUGUCUCAGAUGUCAGAAGGGAGUGUGUGGUAUCAGAAAGAAAUUGCCAUUUCUGCCAAAAAGCGGGGAUGUCACUUAAUCACAGAUGAUGUCCUGCACCAAGUCCCUGAAAUUCAAAGAAUAAAAAUAGGAGUUGCUAACAUACACAGUAUGUAUACAGUACAGUCUUUCUCAAAAAUCAAACAUACAUCUGCAAGUCUUUGCUUAAAUGAGAACUGGGACCCAGAUGUUAGAGUGGACAUGGAAAUGAUGAUCAACAAAUUAAUACCAGAGAGUACGCCAUUUAAACACAGCUGUGAGGGGCCAGAUGACAUGCCCGCCCACGUGAAGGCGGCGUUUAUUGGUACAGGGGUCAGUAUUCCCAUCACCAACGGCAACUUUAACCUUGGCACCUGGCAAGGACUCUGGCUCUGCGAACACAGGAAUGCUGCAGGGAAGAGAAAUCUCGUGGUGACGGUCAAUGGAUCUCUACGUUGAUUAAAUAUAUCUGACAGUAUCGGGUCAGCUGUUUGUUCUGCGAAGGCUGUGUAGAGUAUUAAAAUUACGAAACCCUUGAUUUAGUUAACGUGUAGCUGUGAUAUAUACCGUUACAAUUUUAUUACCUCGUGUGUGUGGUUUUUUUUUAUCAGCACGAAUAAAAAAAAUGUGACCAUUUCCACGACAAUUUCAUUUGAAGAUGUCAAAUCUGUAUCCUAUUUUUAGAGAUUUCACUAAACUUUUGAUUUAUGAUAGCUUAAUUGCGACCUUUACUGCAAGAAUUCAAAUAAAAAAACAUCACAAGGUUCUAGGAUGGAUUUUUAAAGAAGUUGACAAUUAUGACCAUAUCUAAUAUUUCAAUUGUAUUCAAUAUAACAUUGACCAUCCAAUGUUUCUUUUAUUAAUAAAUGGAAGGGAAACAAUAGCAUACCCUGGGCUUUAUUUAUGAGCUCCAUUACAUACAGUAGUAUAUUUUGCACUAUAUUACAUGCAUGUUUGUAUCUUAAGGUAUUCAAUGUAUAAUGACCAUAUUUCAUAUCUCAUAAAUGGAUGGUGGAAUAUUUGUAAUCAUGGUAUCAUUUUGAAGGGUUCAUCAAAUAAACAUAAUCCACCAUAGGAAUUUUCAAAAUUUUGUUUACUGCUUGAUUUAUUUCACCUAGAAUUUAACUUUGAAGUAUAUGGGAAAACCAUGUUUUAAUUAUUACAAUAUUUUAAAAACAAAUUAUAUUUUCAUAAUAAUCUCUUGGUAGAAAGUUACAUACACUUUCUUUUUAAGAAAAUAUGAAAUAAAAUUAAUCAUUGACCACACACAUUUUUCGAAAAUUAGAUUUUUCUUAUUUUUACAAAGGGUAGACAACUCUUCCAAAAAGUCUUAAGUGCAGAAAGGUCAGCUUCUAAUCAUUUACCAGUCAUGUGAAUUUCAUCUGCUUCACUUUCAUCAUUAUUUAACAAUAAACUUUUAUGUUGAUCUAAAUCCUUCAAAA